This is a messenger RNA of Penicillium digitatum Pd1, 1164 nucleotides long. The record is from RefSeq and is a predicted model, not a curated record. Lineage: Eukaryota; Fungi; Ascomycota; Eurotiomycetes; Eurotiales; Aspergillaceae.
AUGUUGACCUUUCCAGGAUCUCAUGCACUUCCUCAUCAGGUGUUUGAAGACGAUGACAAAGUUGUGACUGUUCGUUACGAGGCUCGAGGCGUUGUAGCUGCGAUCUGCCCUUGGAAUUCAUUCGGAAAAAUCGCGCCUGCUCUUGCAGUAGGAAACUGCGUCAUUGUCAAGCCAUCGCCAUUCACGCCAUACACAACACUGAAAUUCGUUGAAUUGGCCCAAUCGAUCUUCCCUCCCGGAGUUCUCCAAGUUGUCGCCGACGACGGAACUUUAGGUCCACAUCUUGUCAAUCAUCCGGGAAUCCAACAAAUCUCAUUCACAGGCUCCACGGCAACGGGGAAGAAGGUGAUGGAAGCUGCAGCAAAAACGAUGAAGAAAGUCACACUUGAGCUAGGCGGAAACGACGCAUCGAUCAUAAUGCCAGACGUGGAUAUCGAAAAAAUUAUUCCAGAAGUCGCCAUGGGUGCGUGGUGGAAUUCCGGCCAAUCCUGCAUUGCCACAAAACGUCUCUAUAUUCAUAAGAGCAUCUAUGAGGAUUUUCUAAAAGCUCUCGUCGAAUUCACAAAGUCUAUUUCUGUGGGAUGUGGAUCCGGUGGAGGCCCGGUGAUGGGCCCGGUGCAGAACGAAAUGCAAUUCAUGAAACUGAAGGGGCUGAUUGCAGGGUGUCGGGAGCGCGGAUACAUCUUUGCUCUUGAUGAACCAGAGGGCGGACGAAUCGACCUUUCCCGGCAGUCUCUGGACUCGGGCUUUUUCCUUUGGCCUAUGAUUGUUGAUGAUCCCCCAGCCGAGUCAUCUCUGGUCAUGGAGGAGCAAUUUGGUGAGUCAAAUGUUGACCAGACCUCGUUUACCACUUGUCUGAACUGUAUUGCUGACGGCCAAGGCCCUAUAAUUCCGUGUGUGCCAUUUUCAACCGAAGAUUCUGUGAUAACAGCUGUCAAUGGUACAUCGACGGGGCUGAGUGCGAGUGUGUGGUGUAAUUCCGUUCAUACCGCGCAGAGAAUUGCAAGCCAACUAGAUGUUGGGACUGUUUUCAUUAAUGGACCUGGUCGACCUGAUCCGCGUGUGCCGUUUUCUGGGCAUAAGGAGAGUGGGAUGGGUAUUGAGUACGGGGUGAUGGGUCUGGUCGAGUACUGUCAGGUUAAGUCAAUCGUCCGAUACAAGUAG